AUGCAGGUGAAGUGGGUAGGAGGACGCGGGGAGGUGAGCAGGAAUGUGAGGGUGGGGGCGGACGUGGGGAAGGUGGUGGGCAGGUGUGGGUGGGACGCGGGGGAGGUGGCCAAGAGUGGAUGGGGUCGGAAUAGGGGUGAGGGAGGGCGGAAUUUUGAGAAGGGGAAGUGGGGAUGGAAUGAACGCGGAAGAGGAAGACCGGAUCCCGCGAGUGUGUGCGGAAGCCGUGCACUUCUGGACCGAGAGCGCGAACUGGAAGCGUCUCCACUCCCGCUUUCUCCCCGUGUCGCCGCGGGCAAAAUGCAACGGCUCGACAAUAUCCUCGCCGUGUUACUGUGUGCUGCCUUCGCCCACCGGCAGGCCAGCGCGGAAGAAGAAAGAGGCAAACUGAUCCCAGUAAUAUUAAAUGAAGGACCUCCAUAUUCUGGCGAAAAAAUGGAGCUCUUUUGUUAUGAAUUUACCCAAAAGCCUAUAAUCACUGAUUAUUGGUCUGCCGUGCAGAUAAAAAUCAACUGUUCGAAGCUAUUGCACCUUACAUAUCCUGCAGUGGAAAACUUUUCUAAAAGAUCUGAAACUCUGGUAGACUUUAUUAUGCACUUCUACUACUAUGCUGCAUCAUCGACAGAGAGGCUGGCUUCGGAAUUCAACAUAAGUGUUGAACGCUUUGAUAGAAAGACUUGUUUCAAAAUAAACCCAAUGAAUUCUCCUUCACAGUAUGGCAUUACUGUAACAAAGCAAUCAUUUGCACCAAAGCUGUUUAUUCUGUUUGUGACUGGAAUUAUCCUGUUCGUUUUUGCAAGACCUAUUAGCAGGAGUGAACUGUUUUAUUACUGUGGUGGAGUUACUUUAGGAAUCUUUGCAGUAUUAGUCCUUAUCGUCCUGGUUUGUAGAAGGUGGAUCCAAACCAGGACAUUCGUAUUUCUAAUGAUUGGAAGUGCGUCGGUUUCAUCAUCUGUGAUUUAUUUAAGUGUCUUAAACCUAUCCCAAUAUCAGCACUACCUUUAUGGUUAUAUUCUUGUGCUUGGUUGUCUAAGCUAUAUUAUUUGCUAUAACCACGGGCCAUUGUCAGAUGAACAUAGCAUAAAUCUGCUUAUGUGGACCUUACAGUUGGCAGCAUUGCUGAUGAUAUACUUUGGUGUUACAUUCAGUCAAUGUGCUUACUCUGUCAUAGUUGUUCUGUUAUGUGCACACAACUUCCACCAUGCAGUUAAUUUGAUCUACUGUGUUUGCAGGAAAAUCAAACAGCUCAUUAAGAAGCCACAGUUUCAUUUCAUUACUGAAGAGGAGUAUAGGGAACAGACUGAAAUAGAAACCAAAAAGGCUCUGGAGGAGCUCCGCCAAUGUUGCAGGAGUAAAGACUUCCCUGCAUGGGAAAUAGUAGCAAAAAUCAAAUCCCCAAAAAGAAUGGCGGACUUUAUCCUGGGAGCUUCACACCUCACACAUGAGGAAGUGUGGAAUCAUGACCAACAUUAUGGAAUUGGGGGAGCCUUUUUGGAAGCCCAGCUCUUUGCUGCAGAGGAAGAUAAUAGUUUUGUUUCACAGAAUGGUGAAGUGAUAGCAACAAAUGAAGAUCAUGAUGAAGUCAGUGAUAUAGUGAAUUAAUUCUUGCUUCAGUAGGUUUUCUGAACCAUCAUUCAAAACAGGGAUUGACUAAUGCACCAAAUAAUGAUCAUAGAAGUAUCCGGUUUGGAUAUUUAUUACACUGGGAUGUACAAAAGAAAGGCAAACUGACCAAGGAUACAAGAUGAUCAGUGAAUUUGUAAGUUGUAAUUCAGUUUGUAUUUUUUUCAUACAAAAAAAUUGCACUAAUGCAUGUGGUUCUCGUGAGAGGGACCUUUUAGGUCUGAAGUUGCAAUUUUUUUGUCAACUUAGUGACAUGUGGAACAGAAAUUCUAGGCCUCAGGUUACAGACUUUUGUAUGCACAGAUAUCUGUUUUCUUUUUUUUUAAUUGCUGAAAAUGUAUGUAAUUCACAAGCAAAUGAAGAACUGGAUCUUUCUUCAUUCCCAUUGAAAGGUAACUGGUUUGUCACAUGUAUCUUGUUGAAUUCUGAGGUCUUGGAGACACCAGUUCAGUUCACCUAAUGUGAUCUGUGACGGCACAUUACUUAAUGUAACUAAGAAAGCUAUUCGUUGAAGGUUGGACAAUGAAAAUUUAGUAGUCAGCCAUCACAUUGCAAGCACUGCUCAGUGAUUAAAGACUUCACCAUGCACAAUCCAGAAGGACAGUUGCUGUGUUUUGCUGCAGUGAGAACCUUCUCCUUUGAGCACAUUCAAUGAGAAAACAAGGCAGGCUACUUUUGUUUUAAUUCUGCCAAUAAUUGUUGACCUGUAUUGCAUACAAUCAGCACUUCCCAUUAUCCUGCCCAAAGUUGGUGGAAUAAACUGAAUUCCUUCAUGGAUAAAGUGAUUAAAAUUUAAAGCCAUAUUCAGAAAUCAUGAAGUAUGAUUUAAAAAUAUAUCAUUGUGUUUUCCUGUUUUCUUCUCUGUACUGCUUUAAUAUUUUUAAAGUAGAGUUUAGAAAUAAGUGGGAUUGUUAUGAUAUUUAAAUAUGGGGAUUAAUCAUGUACUUGAGCAGAUGUCUGCAAUCCAAACAUUCUGUAAAGCACAUUGUAUUCCUGCUGUACUUCACAACAUGGUGUGAAAACAAGAGAAUUUCUGUAAGAGGUAGAGAGAAGGCAAUUUGCCAGCAAGGUACAUCAUCUAAAUAGAUUGCAGUUUCAAACUGGAAUUUGGCAUUAAAUUUGAAUUUUUAACAAAAUUUGUUCAUGGUGUGUAUGUUAUAAUAUGAUUCAUUUAGACGCCAUUCGUUUUUAUUUCACACCCAGUUUAGGUAAAAUGAAUGGUCUGUUUUUAUUUUGAUUGUUAUAGAAGCAGCAGAUAUAGGUUAAUUUUUAUAUCAUAGUGCUCUGAUUAAAAACUAAGCUUGAAAAAAAUGAUUGGUAGGAGUUUGUUAGAUCAAAAUAAUAUUUCACUAAGUUGAUAGAAAAUCAAGCAAGGAUUAUGUUGUUUAAAAAGUAUUUUGUUAUCUAGAACAAGAGGCCAAAAUAAAGGUUAAGCCAUUAAGGGCUGAGGUGAGAAAUUUCCUUUUGCACAUGUAGGACAAUGAAAACUUGGUAGAUAGCCACCCACACUGUCAGAGCUUUUACUGGAUUUCAGAAAAUCAAAAUGUAUACAUAAAAUGAAAUGGAAUAAUCAUCUGGAUAUUUCUUGAACAAAUAUUGUUCAAAAAUUCAAAUUGAAUGCUGAGUUCGUGUUUGAAAUUGCAAUCCAUUUAUACUAAGUACCUCACUGGCAAUUUGCCUUUUUUCUCUCUGGAGAAAUUCUCUUGCUUUCACACCAUGUCUGGAAUACAACAAAAUCACUGGAUUCAAGUAAUUUAUUUUGCAAAUCAAACUUGUACAGAAGAAAAUUUUUCUUCUUUAUUUGUCUCCCUCAAAUGCAGACACGAGAAUUAGGAGCAGAUAUGGCCCAUGUGUACCUGCAUGGCUAUUCCACCAUCCAUUAAGAUUAUUGCUCAUCUUCUACCUUGGCUCUGCUAUCCCGCACAAGCUCAUGUCCCUUAAUAUCCAAGAUCUAUCAUUCUCUGUUUUGAAAAAAAUCUGUGGCUGAUUCUCUACAGACCUCUGGGUUGGACCAACAUACUUUGCUUUUCCAAUUGCUUCCUAUAUCUGCAUGUGAGCUCUGAAUGACUUGUGUCCAUUGUGGUAACUUCUACAAAAGACCACUCGACAAUUUUAUGGCCAAAAGAGCAUCUUUAUCUGGGACGGCAAAUGACAUUUACAAUACAGAGGCUUCCAGGUACCUCGUGAGGAAUGGGUGGAGGAACUAUAUACAAUGCAUACUGGGAGUAAAAAGAGCGGAAGUAAAGACCCCGCCAACCCCGGACCCUGCCGCCUCUUGCUACCAACAGCUCCCCGAUUAGUAUUAACUUACUGUUAAUAAUAUUCACAUUACAAGACUUCUCCCCCUUUAAAAUCCAACAUUCCCCCAAUAUAGAAGAACUGGGAAAUAAAAACAGUGGUGUCAUUAGCAACAGGUUACCUAAAACACGUAGCAAAUUCAACAUUCAAUCUGACAACAAAAGGAACUAUCCAAUCAAAGAUUCAGUCUGUUAGGAAGUUUGUGAGGGCACUGCGAUCUACGCACUACCCCUGGUGACCCCGCAGGCACCGCUGGUGAGGAUGUUUUGGGUGGAUCUAGUGUUGGGGACACGAGGGGUCUGUGUGUCUGGGUGAGAAUGUCCAUCCUCUUCAGGGGACUCUGCCCCCUCUGCCAGUGUCUCUCCCUCUAGCAAAGUCACUGGUGGACAUGCUUUCCUGGUAUGCAUUAAGUGGUCAUUGCUCCUUAACUGUUUUGGACUACUGAGCUUCUUUGAAAUCGGUGGCAGGCUAUUCUCAGCAUUAUUGGGAUAAACGGCAUCUGCAGGUUUGCCACCUGGCUUGGAACGCACUGAAGAAAGAACUUUGGUUUUUGAAUCAUCAUCACGACCGUGGCUCAGAAAAGACCCAACUGCAAAUCUUUCACAGAGUUCCUUGUUAUAACAAGAGAUAUAACUGGAGUUCAACAGCAGGAAAUUGCAAUGCGUUUCGGAAAACCUCUUGUGCUUGAACAGAGGUCUUGUCUGUUAAAUUACAGUCAUUGAUUGUGAUGAUACAUUCAUUCUCCUGGAGCAGGUUCUCUUUUCUUAAAUGGCUAUUCUUUUCAAUACCACGAAUACUCAGGCCAAGGAAUCUUCCACUCAGCGUAGAGUUAAAAGGCACCACAUGGAUUUCCAGGGGGCCACCGUCUCCAGAAAAUUCUACCUUCAUUGUCAGUUCACUUAAGAGUGCUUUCUGAAUGCUUGUCUGGUGGUCCUGGAGGCUCUGUCCUUACAUCGUCUGUGGGCGCCCCAUUUGCUACUGUUAUGAUUGGCUUUACAUGCAGGUUCCUGUUAGUGGGAUCAUCAGGCUGAGAUGCACCUUGCUGUAACUGGGCAGGUGGUACAAGAGCUGGGUCACUGCUUCGCCGUACUAGAAGUGGCGUGCUGGCUUUCAGUGCCGAGGGGGUAACUUCAAUUGCUCCUGUAAUAGGCUGAAGAGCCACAACCUGCGCUGCGAGCUCACUCUCAAAUGUGUCCGGACUAUGUCUGUCACUCACAUUGUCAUCAGCGACUUCAUCUGCACACUGCACCUCAUGCUCUUCCGUCAUGUGUGCAUAUUUAAAUUCAUGCCAGUUGAGCCGGAUUUUGUGAAGCCAAUUGCCCUCAGCUAUCAGCCUGGCUUCAGCCUUCUGACCCCCGGCUGAAAUAUCCACAUAUAACAUCCCUAAGUGAGGUAUGGGCUGCCCCAUAUAGGUCCUGAGUUUGAGCUUAGAUGGUCUGAUGGGAGGCAGGUUGGACCCCCAUGUCCUCAUGUAGAUCUCUUCACUAAUGACUGAUGCAAUAGCCCCUGAAUCAAUCUCAAACUUAAUGUCCCUUCCCCUCACAGUAACUGUGUCAUAAUAUGGUUCAGGUGGUCCCUCAUCCGUUUCCACGCCAAACAUGUUGUAGGCACACGCUGCCUCCUCGUCUGCUUCUCCUCAGUGGUGUGUGGCUGCCUGAGUCUGUUGAGCUUUCCCCUGCCCAGGCUUAACCUCACCCUUUAUGCUCCUGCACUUUUUAACCAAAUGUCCCUUCUUGCUACAAGCAUGGCAGACAGUAUUUUUGAAUUUACAAACAUUUGCAUAGUGCGUUCCUCCACACCGAAAACAUCCCACCCACUUUGCCUGUUUACCAGUCUCCCUCCUGACUUGGAGAACAGCUGCUGACUCUGACUCCCCAUGGCCUUUCUGGAUAUCCUUAGCAUUAUUAGCAGCCAUCUCCAGCUUUCUUGAAAGUCAACGGUGGGGUUUCCCUCAACAAACAGCAUCGUGUGGUGUCAUUAUUAAUACCGCAUACUAAUCUAUCAUGGAGCAUGUCAUCCAACACAGCUCUGAAAUCGCAAUGCUCUGACAGCUGCCGAAGCUCGGCCACAAAAUCGCCCACAGACUGACCUGGCUUCCGGACAUGGCUGUGAAACUUGAACCGGUGAACUAUCACCGAAGGCUUCAGAUUGUGGUGGUUCCCCACGAGCUUGACCAGUUCGUCAUAUGGAAUUUCUCCCAGUUUCCGCGGCACGGUAAAUUGCUUAUCAACUUCUAAGUCUUUGCCCCACAAACACUCAGGAGAAUGGAGCGUUUCUUAGCCUCCUCAGUAAUGCCAUUAGCACAGAAAAACUGUCCUAACCUUUCCUCAUACUCCGGCCUCUCUUCGGUUUGCUCCGCAAACUGACCGAUAGACCCGAACGUAGCCAUCUGAAUGCAAGGCUCCUUGUCCGCUCACAGCUCCCGAUAAAAACGGGGCCGACCUGUCCACAAAACCAGUUCACCUCGUCGCCAAAAAUAUGUGGUAACUUCUACUUUACAAAAGACCACUCGACAAUCUUAUGGCCAAAAGAACGUCUUUACCUGGGACAGCAAAUGAUAUUUACAAUACCGAGGCUUCCAGGUACCUCGUGCAGCAUGGGUAGUGGAACUAUAUACCAUGCAUACUGGGAGUAAAAAGAGCGGAAGUAAAGACCCCGCCAACCCCAGAUCCCGCCUCUUGCUACCAACAGCUUCCCAAUUAGUAUUAACUUACUUUUAAUAAUACUCACAUUACAACAUCCAUGGACACCCUGACAGAUCCUCAUGUACAUUUAUCUAUAUUAUUUAAGAGUUGCGUUUUUUUAAAUAAUUUUUUCUACAUUUUAUUCCAUUAGCUAUGUUUAUAUCCUGUCACUUCAUUUCUCUAUAUCCCUUUGAAGCUUCUUUACAUCCUGCUUCAAACUCCUAAUCACACCACACCUAGAUUUGAAUAAUCAAAGUUUGGUCCCCUCAGUCAAAUCGUUAAUUUGGAUUGUGAACAGCUAGGGCUGAAACACUGCUCCAGUAAUCACAGUGUGCCAGUCUGAGUAAAGCAGAUUGCCACUCUUUGCUUUUUGUCUAACCAAUUCUCAGUCGAUGCUGGUAUCUUGCCCCCAGUUCCAUGUGCUGUAAUGUUGCUGACCAGUCUCCGUGAUACUUUAUUGAAAUUUACUGAAAAUCUAAAUACCCAUCAAACAUUCUGACUUUAGAUUUCAAGCCACUGUCUUCCUCCUUCCCCUAGCUUUAUACAAGCGAAAUUCAAAUAGAUAUCUCACUUCCAAAUCUCAGACUCAUUUACUGGGCACCAUGGUACCGUAGGGUUCAUGCAAUGCUCAAGGUGUCAGAACUCAGAGUUCAAUCCCAGUGUUCUCUGUACAUGUGGGUUUUCUCUGGGGACUCUUUCCUCCUACAAUCCAAAGACCUACCGGGUAGAUUAAUUGGUCGUUGUAAAUUGCCCUGUGAUUAGGUUAGGGUUAUGUCGGGGUUUUUGGAGGUUGUUGGACAGUAUGGCUGGAAGGACCAGAAGGACCACUCCACGUUGUAUCGCUAAAUAAAUUAAUAAAACCCCCAGAUGACUAGUUUUUUAGCAAGUCGCUUUCAUAUCAAGUUUAAAGUUGUGAAAUAUUUGAAUUAAGCACUCAAAAUAGUUUUUGAAAAUUUAUUUUACAUUAUGCCACAUUCUUAACUGGAAUUUCAGAGAAGAGAUGUAAUUAUUAGAGUUAAUUUAAGGCUGUUGGAGAAUGAAGUUUAUAUAAAUAAACAUGAAUGAGAAAUAGCGUUGUUAACACCAGCUCUUUCCAAAUAUUAAAUUAUUAUUCAUGAGCCAAAACAUGAUCCAUUGUGCUUUGAAAAUCUAUCUCUGUUGCUGUUCUUCAGAAUAAUGAGAUGAAAUGGUAGUCUAAUUACACAAGUUGUUUGUAAUUAAAUGUGGAUUAUUAUCCUACGUCUAGAGAUUGCAAUCACACUUGUAAGAGUCUGAGGUAACAGCUCCCUCCUGUGGGUGGACUAAAAAUU
Hypanus sabinus (Atlantic stingray) is the source of this 7915-nucleotide messenger RNA. Its product is annotated as nuclear envelope integral membrane protein 1-like. The transcript has 9 exons. The record is from RefSeq and is a predicted model, not a curated record. Gene Ontology annotation, cellular component: nuclear envelope. NCBI's taxonomy places the organism in Eukaryota, Metazoa, Chordata, Chondrichthyes, Myliobatiformes, Dasyatidae. Bases 1 to 1602 code for a protein of 533 amino acids.